GUCCAAUCCUUAUCACCUUCUCUCAUCACUUCCCCAUCAAAAAGGCACGCAUGCAUGCAUACAAAUACUUCUGACUUGGGAUCCGUCAAUGGACUCAAAUAUUAUCCGAUUAUCAGCUCCGUUUAGCUACAACCAUAGCUACCUUUUCACGAAUCAAAAAUUCAAACUCCGUUUCCCUUCAAUCAGUAUCAGACUCCAAGGCAGGAAAAAUUAUCAUUCUGAUGCUAAGGAGUUCGACGAGUCGGCAUUUGAAGCUGAGAGGCUGAGACUGGACGCAAAGGCUCGAGACUCAAUGGCCCAGACUUCCAAAAGAGUGAUGGAGGCGCUUGCAGAAGAAGAAGAUGACCCCCAAGCUUGGAAAUGGGUCAUCCGUAAAAGGAUUUGGGAUUUAAUGGAAGCCCGGAAUAUUGCCCAGAAUCCCAGACCCGUUCACCAUCGGAUCCCCAACUUUAUUGGUGCACCUGCUGCUGCCAAAAAUUUGAGUGAGCUGCAGGUAUUUGGGAUGGCAAAUUGUGUGAAGGUAAACCCGGAUUCGCCUCAAAAGCAAGUCAGGUUUCUCACUCUUUCUGAUGGCAAGAAGUUGUUGACUCCUCAACCUCGUUUGAGAACCGGUUUCUUUUCGGUACUUGAAUCCUCUAGGCUAACUCCUAGUACUAUCAAUGAGGCAUGCAAUUCCCUUGGGAUUGCAAAGUAUGGAAGGCCAAUUGGAUUGGAUGAAAAGAUCAAGGUAGAUCUGAUUGUCAUUGGUUCAGUUGCUGUAGAUCCAAAGACUGGGGCUCGACUUGGCAAGGGAGAGGGAUUUGCUGAACUCGAAUAUGGCAUGCUGCAGUAUAUGGGAGCCAUUGACGAGUCAACACCAGUGGUCACCUCAGUGCAUGACUGUCAGUUGGUGGAUGAUAUUCCGGUUGAGAAACUGUUGGUCCACGAUGUCCCUGUUGACAUCAUAUGUACUCCUACUCAAGUUAUUUUUACCAAUACAGCAAUCCUGAAGCCUCAAGGGAUCUACUGGGAGAAAUUAUCUCCUGAAAAGCUGGGGCAAAUUCGGAUACUGAGAGAGCUCAAGAGCAAAAUUGAACGGGAGACUGGACAGAAGCUUCCCUGCGGUCCAUCUGAGAAAUUACCCUCCACUGCUCAAAGACGGCGCCAACGUUCAUAAAUAGCAAAAAGAUGGUAGAAGAAACAAUUCGAAACUGUGGCUUCAAUUAGAUACAUUUCGUUUUUGGGUGGUUUAAAAUCUUCAGGGUUCAAAGGGUACAUUGUGACACAAAUAUUAACUAUAAUAGGAAUAUAAAAAACCUUUGAUGAGCACUUACAGCAUUAAGUAAAUUAUUUAAAAACAUUAAAUGCUAAUAGAAGAAUUUUAGGAGCUUAAUACUAAUA
Messenger RNA from Theobroma cacao (cacao), 1380 nucleotides. Its product is annotated as NagB/RpiA/CoA transferase-like superfamily protein. The record is from RefSeq and is a predicted model, not a curated record. Lineage: Eukaryota; Viridiplantae; Streptophyta; Magnoliopsida; Malvales; Malvaceae. Gene Ontology annotation, cellular component: cytoplasm.